AUGUUACAAUCCAGUCUUCGGAAAAACCCUGUAAAACGCGAGCAUUUCGUCAAGUUCAUGGAACGAAUCCUGACUUCCGGUCAUGCAGAGGUCGUACCACCAGUAGCAGAUGACUCUGAAGUAUGGUAUCUCCUUCUGUUCGGAGUCUACCACCCGAAGAAAGUUGACCAGAUACGUGUUGUAUUUGAUUCUUCUUGCAAGUAUGAAGGUAUAUCCCUCAACAAUGUCUUGAUGCAAGGCCCUGACUUGAUGAAUCGACUUGAUGGUGUUCUGCUCAGGUUCAGGAAAGAGACAGUUGCUGUAGUAGCAGAUAUACAACAGAUGUUCUUCGGAUUUUAUGUUGACGAAUGCCACCGGGAUUACCUCAGAUUUUUCUGGCACGCCGACAACGACGUUGAUCAACCUUUGAUAGAGUACAGAAUGUGUGAACAUGUUUUUGGCAACAGUCCUUCGCCGGCUGUUGCCACCUACGGUCUACGGAGAUGUGUUGAAGAUUGUGGCAAUCCUUGUGACGUGGACUUGCAGGAGUUCGUGACUCGCAAUUUUUACGUUGAUGACGGUUUAAUGUCCUUUCCCACAGUAACCGAGGCGGUCGACGUUCUUAAGAAAGCUCAGAGAGCACUGUUGGAAGGCGGGAACCUGAAACUCCACAAAAUUGCAUCCAGUAGUGAAGAGGUGAUGUCACAGUUUCCUGCUGCUGAUUUGGCUAAGACAUUAGAGCCACUAGACUUGACACAUGAUGAACUGCCACUCCAUCAUAGCCUGGGUAUGGCAUGGGAACUAUCCACAGAUACCUUUACUUACAACACAUCUGAAAACCAGAAACCGUUCACAAAGCGAGGUCUUCUUUCAACGGUGAAUGGGAUUUUCGAUCCAUUGGGCUUCUUGGCGCCGAUUAUCAUCAGGGGCAAGAUUAUUAUGCGUGAUGCUGUGAAUGAAGCAAAUGGCUGGGACGAUCCCUUAUUGCCUCACACUGAGAAGGUUUGGAGGUCUUGGACUGAACAGCUGAGCAAGCUUUGUGAUAUACAUAUCCCUAGAUGUUUCCUGACUGUGUCUUUCUCGAAGUGUGUUACAAGAACUUUGCAUAUCUUCUCUGACGCAUCUGAGUUAGCAGUAGCUGCAUGUGCAUUCCUCAGAGGUGUCAACGAGGAUGGAGAGGUCUUCACUGGAUUUGUCUUCGGGAAGUCGAAGGUUGCGCCGAAGCACGGCCACACAAUACCGCGCCUCGAGUUAUGUGCUGCUGUUUUGGCUACCGAAAUCGGCGAGAUGCUUUCGGAACAGUUGGACAUUCCCCUCGAUCACCUGCGUUAUUAUACCGACAGCCGAAUAGUGCUUGGAUAUCUUUCAAAUGAACGUAGGAGAUUCUAUGUUUACGUUUCCAACAGAGUCGCUAGAAUAAGGAAAAUUUCCUCACCUACACAGUGGCAGUAUGUCCCUACAGAGGAGAAUCCAGCCGAUGAGGGGACACGUGGUUUCUCCCCAGAGCAGUUUGCUGACAGUCUAUGGUUUAAUGGACCAUCCUUCCUUCGCAAUCACAUCAGCCCUGAUCUUGAUGUCGAAUAUUCUUUGGUGGAGCCAGAAUCGGACAAAGAAGUACGACCUGAUGUUCACUCGUGGAAGACUAACAUACGUACUACACUGGGAACAUCUAGAUUCAAUCGUUUCUCCAGUUGGAACAGCCUUGUGCGUGCUAUCCGUACUAUACGAGUUCGGUUGAGGAGUCGUUUCAAUAUCCAGAAUGAUCUUACCAGACGCGAGGUUGAGCUUUUCGUCAUCAAAGAGCUCCAGAUGACCUACUUCAGUAAAGAAAUUCAAGCGCUUCGUUCUUCCAAGUCUUUGCCUAAGGAUAGCUCUGUGCUUUGCUUGAAUCCUCACCUUGAUGAGAAGGGACUGCUGCGGGUUGGUGGACGCAUUAACCGAGGUGACUUUCAUGAGACCGAGAAAAAUCCCAUCUUGAUACCAGGUCGCAGUCAUAUUGCCAAGCUCCUUGUGCAACAUCACCACUUGCAGGUACAACAUCAAGGACGCCACAUGACCGAAGGUGCAAUUCGUAAUGCUGGACUUUGGGUAACCGGAGCAAAACGUCUGAUUGCUUCCACGAUACAUCACUGUGUGACAUGUCGCAGACUACGAGGGAAGUUUUCCUCUCAGAAAAUGUCGGAUCUGCCUGUAGAUCACCUGACUCCUUCACCGCCAUUCACACUGGUUGGUGUUGAUGUAUUCGGUCCUUGGAACAUCAUCACUCGACGUACAAGAGGCGGAAACGCAAGUUCGAAACGAUGGGCAGUCCUCUUUACCUGUUUGUACAGCCGAGCAGUCCACAUUGAGAUCAUCCCAGAGAUGACGUCAUCAUCAUUUAUCAACGCCAUGCGGAGGUUCAUUGCCGUCCGAGGUGAAGUUUCGGAGUUCCGCUCAGAUUGCGGUAGUAAUUUUGUAGGAGCGGUCAAUGAGCUUGGAAUUCACUCUAUCAACGUGGGAGAUCCUCAAGUGAAAACUUACCUGGACACCAACAACAUGAUCUGGAGAUUUAAUCUUCCCCAUGCAUCUCAUUUCGGCUGA
Messenger RNA from Ylistrum balloti, 2559 nucleotides. RefSeq lists its product as uncharacterized. Bases 1 to 2559 code for a protein of 852 amino acids. The transcript has a single exon. Gene Ontology annotation, molecular function: nucleic acid binding. Lineage: Eukaryota; Metazoa; Mollusca; Bivalvia; Pectinida; Pectinidae. The record is from RefSeq and is a predicted model, not a curated record.